Tribolium madens (black flour beetle) is the source of this 5333-nucleotide messenger RNA. RefSeq lists its product as uncharacterized. The record is from RefSeq and is a predicted model, not a curated record. The transcript is spliced from 15 exons. Lineage: Eukaryota; Metazoa; Arthropoda; Insecta; Coleoptera; Tenebrionidae. The coding region runs from base 215 to 5275 and encodes 1686 amino acids.
ACCGCUACCUCUUCUUCGUCCGUCUCGUCCACACGAGUGUUCCUCUCAUACAAGUGCUCAAAAACUUGAUGCAACAACACGCACAAGCAAUUGAUGCAUUAAGAGAAGAAAGUGAUCGAUUAAACGAAUUAGUGAUGCACAUCGUGAUCUUUUAAGACGAAAUCUCAAGUAGUUGCAAGUGAUGUUGCGAAUAAAUUAAAAGUGAUUUUUGAAAAUGUUUACAAGGACGCAAAAUACUCUCGUGUGGAUUAUGGCCACCGGUCUUGCGUUUUUGGGAGUUUUGAGGGCGCUAACAAUCGACAAUCAACUUCAAGUUAUCAAAAACGAUUGUUACGAACGCUUGGCGAUUGGUCAACGACAUAAUCCUAAGGACAUAUAUAAAACCUCUCAAGUUACGACGGUGCUCGAGUGCCAGUUGUUUUGCACCAAAGAAAAAGAACUUUGCAAGUCUUUUAGCUUCGGAAUCGGUGUCAAAGGCAACUCAAGUUGUGAAAUUAGCAAUGACACUAUCAAAGAAACUGCCGAUUUAAAACCGAUCGGUACAAAAGCUGAUACCGAGUUUGAUUUGUAUAUAAAAAAAAUAGGAUGUACGUUAGUGAUUGAUAAAAAUAACCCGGCUUUUAAUCAGUAUAAUAGUAAUAGUAAGCCACAAAAUACAGAAUAUGGACAACCCCAAAGCAGCAGCUACGGAACAUCACCUAAUAAACCAUCUACUGGUUACGAUAAACCACAACCUAGCCCGAGUUACGACAAACCAUCUACUUCUGGUUAUGACAAACCGUCUAGUUCUAAUUACAAUAAACCGACAUAUGCGGUUAACGAACCAUCUUCUUUUGGUUAUGGUUACGGUUCACCAAAUAAACCAAAUUACGGUAAACCACAAGAAGAAACAGGUCACGUGGCAACUAUGGUCAGCAUUAGUACAGGGCCUCAAAAGCCGGUCCUGCACCCAGUUCACGAAAUCCUAGUUGGCCAAGGACUUUAUAAUUAUGCAAGACCACCAUUUCGACCACCUGCCUUAAAUCAUCCAUAUGACAGAUAUGAUUACGAUUCAAGACCGGGAGAAAGUAAUCAAGUGCCAUACGGCCAACGGCCAAUUCCUGAAAAAUAUGGUUCUUAUAUACCACGACCAGAUAAUUAUUACAGACCUGAACCGGAUGAUUAUUACAGACCUAGACCUGAACAUGAAUAUUACAGACCACGACCACAUGAUGAUUAUGGCCAAAGACCCAACUAUCCUGGAGAUUAUUACAGACCUCGUCCGCCUGUCGACGAUUACGACCAACGACCAAUGAGACCUAAUGAUUAUGACAGACCCACACGUCCUAGACCUGACAGACCUGAUAAUAACCACUACGAUAGACCAAGACCUCAGGGUUUCGGUUAUGACAGACCAGACCCGCCUAGUAGCAACUAUAACAGACCAAGACCUCCCACUAGCGGAUAUGAUAGACCCGAUCCCCCCAGUAAUAGUUACGAUAGACCGAGACCACCUAGUAGUAGUUAUGACAGACCUGAUCCGCCUAGUAGUAAUAAUUAUGAUAGACCAAAACCUCCAAGUAGCAAUUAUGACAGACCACCUAAUCCUCUUCCUACCGGAAAUUACGAUAGACCGAAGCCUCCUACUUAUGACAGACCAAACCCACCCAGUGGCAACUACGACAGACCUAGGCCUCCUAGUGAUAGCUAUGUUAGACCAGAGCCGCCUAGUAGCAACCAUGAUCGACCAAACCCGCCUAGCAGCAACUACGACAUACCUAGACCACCUAGUGAUAGUUAUGUUAAGCCAGAGAGGCCUAAUAGUAAUUAUGACAGACCCUAUAAACCGACAAAUGAAUAUUUAUUUGACAAAACAAUCGACAGACACGAUACACAACCAGAGAAACCUGAUAACUAUCAAAAACCUGGAACUGUUAAACCUUCUGAUGGUUACGAUAAUUCCAUCAAAGAAAAUCCUAAACCGAAAGAACCCCAUUCAAAACCAAUCGUAACACACGCGAUCGGCUCCCAUGGAGAAUCGAUUACUUCGAUAAUCACCGAAUUAGAUGAAGCAUGCUUCAGGAGAGUGUUGGCCGGAAAACGCGUAACUCGUGCACUCGUUAAACGCGCGUUAUUUUGCGAAAGAGUCGAAGAUUGUCAACGGGAAUGUGCAGAUGAAAAGCGGUUCCCUUGCGAAGGAUUUAACUACAGAUUGGAUCCAUCAGGCCGUGGAAAAGGCGAAUGCGAACUUCUCGAAAUCCCUUUAACGCAUUUAGACAUUGGGAGAGAUUUAUACCCCGACCCUGAUUACGAUUACUACGAACGAGACAGAAACGCCGCUAGUGCAAAUUGUAAAGGUGGUUACUAUAACCAGUACGGUAACGACGGUUACUAUAACCGACGACACGAUCAAAGACCGUACGAUUGGUGGGACGACGACAGAAACCGGUACGGUAACAGAAGACCACGACCCGAUUUCGGUUACAACCGACCCAAUUAUGAUUUUGAUGGUUACAGGCCAAAUGGUAACAGACGGGGAGACUUUGCCCAUCAUCAUUCACACCAUUCCGACACACACAAUUAUCAUUUUGAGCACUAUGAUCAUGGUCUUCCACCAUAUGAUUACAAAUCAUAUGAGCCAUAUUUACCUCCUAAUAGAAGGCCGCCGUAUGACGAGGACAGACAUUACAACAAACAUUACAUCGACAGAGAUAGAGAGAGGAAUUAUUGGGGUAUCACUAAACCAACAUGGGGUUCAUACGGAACGAGUUAUAACCCCCACGAAUUCGACAGAAGAAAUUAUUACCUGCCCCCACAAAUUGGGGGUUCGAAAGAUUGGGGCCAAUAUGGGGGUAGUUACGGUAAUGGUGGUUUAAACUUACAAUACAACGGUUAUGGACACAGUCAAAGUUUCGACUUUUGGGGUCUAAACAAAUACGAGGAGAAAUUCCACAAUUAUGGGGAAUUACCCCCGAGCAAACCACCAAAUGGGGGAAGUUAUCCUCCUCUGAAACCUCCAAGUAACGUAGGUGAAAGUUACGUGCCAGUAUUACCACCAAAACGACCAAACGGUGGAAGUUACCUACCAGAAAAUCCGCCAAGUUAUUUACCAGUGUUACCACCUAAACCCCCCAGUGAUGAAAGUUACUUUCCCGUAACACCCCCAAAUAGGGGAAGUUAUUUGCCGGAAAUACCCUCCAAACCGCUAAAUGGGGGUAGUUACUUACCGGAAGCGCCCGGAAGAUACCCGGAACGUCCAAUAAAUACCGGAAGUUAUUUACCGUUACCGGGUAAACACGAUAACGAUUUUUACAAUUCAAUCCUUCCGGCUGAACCCAGGUAUCCGUAUCAUUACGAUUUUCUCAAGGACGAGUGCUCUUUGAGAACUGCGGCAGGUUUUAGGUUGCAAAAAGGCAUAGUUAAAAAGUUUUAUGCUGUUCCGAAUAUUUAUGAAUGCGAACUUUUGUGUUUCAAGGAGAAAGAAUUUCCUUGUGCAUCGUAUGCCUACAGAUAUACGGUUUCGUUGACUUCACCCACAGAUAAUUGUUAUUUAAGUAAUCGCAAUUAUAAAGAACUUGAUUAUUACACGGAUUUGGAACCCGACAGAGAUUUUGAUGUUUAUACAAUGAAUAAUAUGAAGAAAUGUGACCAACCUGUAAUUCGUGGAAAAGACCAUAGUGAAUGCUUUUGGCGCGUCCGGAGCGCCCAAAGACUGGACCACAAAGUCGUCCGAGAUUCCCUAUCUGUAAAAUCAAUCGUGGAAUGCCAACUCGAAUGUUUAAGAUCAGCCCGUUUCACUUGUCGAGCUUUCAGCUACAGGUACGGAUCUCCAAUCAUCGGUGGCCCCAUCGACAACUGUCUUUUAACUGACUGGCCAUAUUACGAAAUGGACCCCCAUCUCCAUUUUGUCCCAGAACCCGGAUUUGAAAUCUACGAAAGAGGGAGUUUUGGGCAUGGAUGCGAGCCGCACCAUUUCGGGAUUAGAGGACGACCUUGGAAAAAUCCAGAGAUGCGGAGAGAUCAAUUGUGUUAUAUUGGAUACGGGUCUCCGGCAAAACUGUUACCACAAGCUUGUAGAAAGGAAAUCCAGGUUGCGACUGAGGAGGAAUGCAAGGCUGAGUGUUCGAAAUAUAGGGACAAGACGCUUUUCCACUGCAUGUCAUUAAGUUUUAGCACCAGGAGUUCAAAGUGGGAACCAAAUUGCAGAUUAUCAGAUAUUUUGCAAAGAGAUUUAUUGCCCAAUGUUGACUAUAUUCCCGAUCCCGACUUUUGGCUUUUUGCUUGGGAUAAUUAUAAUCCCGAAUGUACAGCAAUUGCCCAUAAGCCCAGCCAUAAUCACAUAGGGCAUAAAGAAGACCGCAUCGAUUAUGAUGAUCUUUCUAAUGCUAUUGGAACCUGGAGAGUCUAUAGCGUGAGUGGGUGGCCUUGCCGUCGAGGAAGCCUUUGUAGGGAAAACCGCGAAGCAGGUUUUUGGUUCUGUGAAUUAGAAGGAGGAGAUGCUAACACCUGGGACUAUUGUUGCCGACCUGACCAUCAGUGUGGGUUCUCACACGGUUUUGAAUACCAAUGGUGCUACGUGGGCCCCUCGCGCACCCAAUGGCGCAAAUGCAGCGACCGCUAUUACCCCUACGUCCACAACCUCAUCGACCGCUUUGACCGCCCUACGGCGUCAGCCCCCUGGACCCCCAAUAAUUACCUUCCCGACAACCGUCCGCCACUUGGAAGUCGCCCAGAUCGCCCCCCGGCGCCCCCUACACGACCACCUCCACGUCCUAGUCUAGACGAAUACGAAAUGCAGUUCGAGAGCCAGUUUUUGGAUCCUCCGAAACCUGGCGGUUUUGGACAACCGCGACACUGGCCCCUAUCUUAUUUGCACAAGGAGAUGCCCCCCAACAGUACCGACUCAGACUCUAGGCUUAUGAAAGCCGUCCAAGGCCGCGAAAACAACCCCAAAUAUGCAGCCAUUCAGAAUUUGAUCGAUAUAAUAAAGUCCAAUGAUCUCAAGAAUAUCCAGUACCAAAUAACCAACGAAUCGAAUAAACAUGAUGAUAUUUUGUUCGUAAAGAUUCCACUGCCGACUAAUUUUACUCAAGAGACGCGGAAAAGCGAGAAAAUGGUGAAUGAGACGAGUGCAAUUUCAGGUCCUAUUGAUUUGGGAAAUGAAGGGAAAAAUACCACGAAAAGAUCUCAAAAGGCACUGCCGGUACAAGAGAGACCUGUACCAGUUUACAGAAGAGGGUAUAUAACGAGGACUAACGUUACUAAUCAUAGACCCAGAAUUAGUAGAACACUGUAACUGUAGGAUAUUUUGUAAAUGCAAUUUUUAUAUCAAUAAAGACAUUUUUCGUAAAUGC